AGCUCGGCAAGCUUCCUUCUCGCUGCCGCCGCCGCCGCCACUGCUCGCCGCGGACCCAGGGGCAAAGGAUGGGGACACGCAGGGUGCGGGAGGCGGCUGGGCUCUGAGGCUUGUCAAGGCUCAGCGCACGCACGCACACAGGCGCAGUCUGGAGAAAAAAAAAAAACAAAAAAACAAAAACAACCCAAACCCAGGCAUUUGCUCUCACCUGUCUCCAAAACCAAAGCAAAACCUCGCGGCCAAGCCUGCUGCCAGCAUCGCGGAACAGAAGGCACCAAAGCCAGCGCUUAACCUAAGGGGAAGAAAUCCAGUUUACAACUUUUCUCGAAGAAAACGAGAAGGCGCGAGGAAGAAAAAGAGAAAUUAAAAAGAGAAAAUAGAAAGAGACAUCGAGGAAGAUUUGAUUUUUGGAUUUGGCACCAAACUUUGGGAAAGUUUAUUAUUAUUACUCUUGUUAUUACUCCGUGCAUUUUUUUUUUCCCCCUAAGAACAUUGAGGCGUCGCUACCCGUCCGCAAAAGCUUUUCUCCUUAAACACGCAUGCAUUUGCAAAAGGAAGAAGACCGAGAGGAGCAAUAGCAUGCGGACCACCUGGUAGAGGAGCAGCCACCGAGGCACCGCCGGCGGCACGGGGGGACGCGGACCCUUGGAUGCCCGUCACCCGGAGGGACCGCGGCUUGUCCCCAGCCGCCUUAUGAGAUAGCAAAGUGGCCGAGGAGCCACCGAGACCCUCCUCAGCCCCCUCGCCCCUCUUCGCAGAGCUCCCGCAGCGCCGAGGGGCGAUGGGGACGCGCGGAGCCUGAGGCCGGGCCGCCGCGGGGGGCUGUCAGCUUCCAGCGCUUCCCUGCCUGCCGGGGCUCUCCGUCCAUGUGCCCGCAGCCGGCGGGGCCUGAAGCCGGGAUGAAUUUCGGCGUGCUCUUGGCGUUCGUCCUCUCCCUGCCCCUGGCCCGCCUGGAGGGGGACCCCAUACCCGAAGACAUUUAUGAGAUUUUGGGUGACAGCUCAGUGCGCUCCAUCAGCGACCUCCAGCGUGCCCUGCGGAUAGACUCCGUAGAGGAGGAUAGCUCCAGCCUGGACCUGAAUGCAACUCAUCCCGGUCCAAACCCCGCGUCCCUGGCUCGAGGGAGACGAAGCCUGGAUGCUCUGGCAGCGGCAGAGCCAGCUGUCCUCGCGGAGUGCAAGACGCGGGCGGUGGUCUUCGAAAUCUCCCGCACCAUGGUGGACAGCACCAACGCCAACUUCGUGGUGUGGCCGCCCUGCGUGGAGGUGCAGCGCUGCUCCGGCUGCUGCAACAACCGCAACGUGCAGUGUCGCCCCAUGCAGAUCCGCGUCCGGCACGUCCAGGUGAACAAGAUCGAAUUUGUCCAGAAGAAGCCAAAAUUCAAAAAAGUCGUCGUGCCUUUGGAGGAUCACGUGCAGUGCCGGUGUGAAGCGGUGUCCCGCCCGCCCCCCAGGAGCAGCCGGCCAGCGCCACGUGAGCAGAAACGCUUGUCACCGUCGUUCACCACAGCCGCUGUCUCGCAGAGGAAGCGGGUACGCCGGCCGCCAGCACAGAAGAGAAAACAUAAGAAGUACAAGCAUGUCAACGAUAAGAAAGUGCUGAAAGAAAUCCUCGUAGCAUAGAAGUGCUGGCAGGGGAGAGAGAGCACAAAGCAGGUUUAUUUAAUAUAUUUGCUGUAUUGCCCCCAUGGGGUCCUUGGAGUGAUAACUUUUCCUCUUUGUCCGUCUGCCUCAACGACUGAUUCAGGCGGCAAAUGGUGCUUCCCUUUCCAUCAGUGGACCUUCUCCCACCAAAGCCUCUCCCUCCUUUCAUUUAUUAACGAUAUAAAUUUUUAG
Messenger RNA from Cygnus atratus (black swan), 1835 nucleotides. It is a transcript of the gene PDGFB, whose product is annotated as platelet derived growth factor subunit B. The transcript is spliced from 8 exons. Gene Ontology annotation, biological process: positive regulation of phosphatidylinositol 3-kinase/protein kinase B signal transduction; positive regulation of cell population proliferation; positive regulation of cell migration. Bases 867 to 1622 code for a protein of 251 amino acids. Gene Ontology annotation, molecular function: platelet-derived growth factor receptor binding; growth factor activity. Gene Ontology annotation, cellular component: membrane. Lineage: Eukaryota; Metazoa; Chordata; Aves; Anseriformes; Anatidae. The record is from RefSeq and is a predicted model, not a curated record.